CCGCCUGUUCCCGCCUUCUAAGCGGGAGGACCAAUCAACAUCGAGAGCUAACCCCGACCUUCCCAGGGUCCCUGCCGCGGAGUGUGUGGAGCUGCUGGUUGGCUCUGCUCUGGCGGCGCGGGGGUUUCCGGGGCCUGGGACCCGGUUCCGACCUGGCUUCCCGGGAUGUCGGUGGCCUUCGUACCGGACUGGCUGCGAGGCAAGGCGCAAGUCAAUCAGGAGACCAUCCAGCGGCUCCUGGAGGAGAAUGACCAGCUGAUCCGCUGUAUCGUGGAGUAUCAGAACAAAGGCCGGGCGAACGAGUGCGUCCAGUACCAGCAUGUGCUACACAGAAAUCUCAUUUAUUUGGCUACCAUUGCAGAUGCCAACCCAACCAGUCCUUCAAAAGUGAUGGAAUGAUCUUCCGGGUGGCUGUCGUGAGGAGUAAUCGAAAGUAAUACAUUUCCUAUGAAACAGGCAGGAUCUUUACCAACUCCAUUGCUGAAAACAUGAAGGAAAAUCUCCGUGUCUCUUUUAAGUGUGAAAAUGUGAAGAACUAAAAUAACUGUAUUUCCAUGUAAAUAUUUAUUUUAAUAAUUAAGCAGAGUCCCUCAA
Molecule: messenger RNA, 594 nt
Organism: Myotis daubentonii (Daubenton's bat)
Lineage: Eukaryota; Metazoa; Chordata; Mammalia; Chiroptera; Vespertilionidae
Gene: SS18L2
Product: SS18 like 2
Source: RefSeq, a predicted model, not a curated record